AUGGUUAGCGUUCUUGGGGCAGCAGGGUUAGGGUACACCGCAAGCCUUGUCUCAAUAUUUCUCUUAUAUCCAUAUCGAGAUUACACAAAGAUCUUUAAUAUUAAGUCCAUUCCUCGCGUAAACCCUAUUGAGUACUCAAUGGUACGAUAUAAAGGCAUGAUCCUAAAUCCAUCUCAACCACUCUUGCUGGCGCUGCCAUGGGGUCUUCUUUAUGGUGGUUUUGUUCUUGGUUCAGGCUCGGCUACAGGUGCGAUAUGUGGUGGCACGCUUCAUGGGAUGGCCAAAGUAGGAGUCCGAACUACAGCCCGUCGUCUUGGUAGCUCGCGCAGCCGUUACGACAAAAUGGAAUAUAGAUCACUUAUUCAAUGUUUGCAACACAGUACUAGACAGUACGGAAUUCUUUCAUUUUUCUCUGGAGUUACUGCUACUGUUAUUAUUUCGUCUGUGUGGCAUGGAGCUGCUUUGGUCGCGCUGCAACGAUCGAGCCAUAGUGGAUUCUUUGGGGCGUGGUGGGAUUCUUUUCGUGUUCAUGCCUUUUUGACGUUCGUCACAACUCCAUUACGGAAUACAUUCCGAUCAGCUUUGCACAGCAGAGAACGUUCAGGUGGCGUGCACAAUUUGUCAACUUUCUUGUCAGGAGAAGUUGCCGUCUUUAGGGAAGCAGGAGGUGUGAUGAAAAAUAUGCUUCGAACAGAGGGAGUACCAUUUUUCUUGAAUGGUGUUUUAUCAACUACUUUUAAAGCAUCUGUACCGUUUGGUUUUACGUUUGCAUUGUUUUUGUAUUUUGGAGGUGCCCUUCCAGGACAAGAAAUGGGUAGAAGUCGUCAUCAUCAUCAUCAUCAUAUGCCUUUGCGUCGUUUUUCAUGA
This is a messenger RNA of Trypanosoma theileri, 867 nucleotides long. RefSeq lists its product as uncharacterized. The coding region runs from base 1 to 867 and encodes 288 amino acids. NCBI's taxonomy places the organism in Eukaryota, Euglenozoa, Kinetoplastea, Trypanosomatida, Trypanosomatidae. The record is from RefSeq and is a predicted model, not a curated record. The transcript has a single exon.